UCCUAGAUCAUAUUCUUAUUUAUUGCGCUCCUUUGAUUUUGAAUACCCUUAACCGACAUCAUGGCUGGUCAAUCCAAACCUGUUCUGUCGCCAUGGGGCAGCGCCGUGGCAGGCGCGACAGGAGCUGUUCUUGCGAACGCGAUGGUGUACCCACUUGACUUAGUCAAGACAAAACUACAAGUACAAGUCAAGGAGAAGAAUGGAACCGUGAAAACCGACGACCUCGAACAUUAUGAAUCGACUAUGGAUGCUAUUACCAAAAUCGCAGAGAAGGAGGGCUACAGCGGUCUGUACGCCGGAAUGGCGGGAGCCCUUCUAGGUGUCGCCUCAACAAACUUCGCAUAUUUCUAUUGGUACAGCGUCGUAAGAACGCUCUACGUGGCUUCGGCCAAGUCGACACAGGCCCCCGGUACAGCCAUUGAGCUCUCCCUGGGCGCCGUCUCUGGUGCCGUGGCUCAGAUCUUCACCAUCCCAGUGGCCGUUAUCACAACCCGACAGCAAACACAGCCAAAGGGCGAUAAGAAGGGGUUGAUCGAGACGGGUCGGGAGGUGGUCGAGAGCGAGGACGGCUGGACCGGCCUGUGGCGCGGCCUGAAGGCCAGCUUGAUCCUGGUCGUUAACCCGGCCAUCACCUACGGUGCAUACCAGCGCCUGAAGGAGGUUCUCUUCCCGGGGAAGAACAACCUCAAGCCCUGGGAGGCAUUCCUGCUUGGUGCCAUGUCCAAGGCUUUGGCCACGAUCGCAACCCAGCCUCUGAUUGUUGCCAAGGUUGGACUGCAGUCCCGCCCACCACCCAGCCGAAAUGGCAAGCCCUUCAAGACCUUUGGUGAGGUCAUGAAGCACAUUGUUGAUAAUGAGGGUCUCUUUUCCCUCUUCAAGGGUAUUGGACCUCAGAUCCUGAAGGGUCUUUUGGUUCAAGGUCUGCUGAUGAUGACCAAGGAGAGGAUGGAGCUCCUUUUCAUCAUUUUGUUCGCCUACCUCAAGAACAUCAAGAAGGAUAAAUUGCGCAAGGCAGUGGAUUUGGCAGCGGAAAAGGCCAAGACCAGCAUGCCUGCUACCCUGAAAUAGUUGUCUUAUAGUUAGACGGAGGGGCUUUUGGUUUUCCCUUCGAUUCUAAAUUGUGUUUACCUAACUGGCGCGUUGGUGGCUGUUGGCAAUUCUGG
Molecule: messenger RNA, 1163 nt
Organism: Penicillium verrucosum
Lineage: Eukaryota; Fungi; Ascomycota; Eurotiomycetes; Eurotiales; Aspergillaceae
Product: putative peroxisomal carrier protein
Exons: 4
Coding region: 61-1068 (335 amino acids)
Source: RefSeq, a predicted model, not a curated record